CCUCAUCGAGGACGAGGCCGCCAUGAAGGCCAAGGUCGACGAGGCCCUCGGUGUUUAUGAGGAAUACGUCAAGAACCAGGGCGCCACCGAGGAAGAGAAGAAGCCGGAAGAGAGCAAGGCUUAGACCGCCGCACGGUCUCUCCUGGCGGCUUCUUAACCACCAAUCCUUUCCUAUGUACACAUACCCCUCUCAUUUUUUUUGCGCCCCGGCUUGCAUCGCCAUACUUUGCUGACCACAGCCUGUCAUGGUUGAUGGUCUUGAACGGGAACGGGAAAAGUUACUGGGCUUUAGGAGGCAUCGUCAAACGGGUUUGACCGUUAGUUUUUUUUUUCUAUUUCUCUUUUUUUUACUCUUCCAUUUUUUUUUUGUUUGGCAGGACAUUGUGCGUCGGUGGCGGACGGAUCGGUCUAUGGUUUACUACGUGUCCGCGCGUUUAUUUGGUAGACCUUACUGUCGUCUCAGGGAAAGGCGGGUUUUCGGCGAAACCACCCUGCCGGCAGGUGGUUGGCAUUCGACCAUGACGUGCCUUCACCCCUCCUUCAUUGUCCAUCGGUUGGGUUCCGGGAAGGCGUUUAGGGUAGUCUUUGAGAGAGCGGUAGUAGCCGGGCCUCAAGCAAAGAGGGAUGGCACCAAUACCCCAGAACGGUUUUCGUCGUUCUCGUCAGGCAGGCUGGAGGCAGGGUUCACAUGUCUUGAGGGAGAGGUGCUUAAUAGAUCAUUGAUAUGACUAUAUGUUGUCUCUCCUCAUGCGUAACGUAUUGAUUCCAAAGCUGCCUCCGAACAUGUGCCCAGUCAUCUCCAUGCGUAGUAUAAAUAUCACUACAUGCCAAUGACCCAUGAUGGCCUAUCGAAUGCAUAUACAAUUCCCGUACCUCGAGUUGCUUCGUCUCGGUGUCACGCCCCUCUAAUGCAUAUGUACACGGUGU
This is a messenger RNA of Sodiomyces alkalinus F11, 927 nucleotides long. RefSeq lists its product as hypothetical. Lineage: Eukaryota; Fungi; Ascomycota; Sordariomycetes; Glomerellales; Plectosphaerellaceae. The record is from RefSeq and is a predicted model, not a curated record. Bases 246 to 728 code for a protein of 160 amino acids. The transcript has 2 exons.